AUGGUGGACCAGACAGUUCAGGGAGCCAUGAUGGACCAGGCAGUUCAGGGGGUCAUGGUGGACCAGGCAGUUAAGGGGGUCAUGGUGGACCAGGCAGUUCAGGCGGCCAUGGGGGACCAGGCAGUUAAGGGGGCCAGGGAUUACCAAGCAGUUCAGGGGGCCAUGGUGGAGCAGGCAGUUCAGGGGGUCAUGGUGGAGCAGGCAGUUCAGGGGGCCAUGGUGGAGCAGGCAGUUCAGGGGGUCAUGGUGGAGCAGACAGUUCAGGGAGCCAUGAUGGACCAGGCAGUUCAGGGGGUCAUGAUGGACCAGGCAGUUCAGGGGGUCAUGGUGGACCAGGCAGUUCAGGGGGUCAUGGUGGACCAGGCAGUUCAGGCGGCCAUGGGGGACCAGGCAGUUAAGGGGGCCAGGGAUUACCAAGCAGUUCAGGGGGCCAUGGUGGAGCAGGCAGUUCAGGGGGUCAUGGUGGAGCAGGCAGUUCAGGGGGCCAUGGUGGAGCAGGCAGUUCAGGGGGUCAUGGUGGAGCAGGCAGUUCAGGGGGCCAUGGUGGAGGAGGCAGUUCAGGGGGUCAUGAUGGACCAGGCAGUUCAGGGGGUCAUGGUGGACCAGGCAGUUCAGGGGGUCAUGGUGGACCAGGCAGUUCAGGCGGCCAUGGGGGACCAGGCAGUUAAGGGGGCCAGGGAUUACCAAGCAGUUCAGGGGGCCAUGGUGGAGCAGGUAGUUCAGGGGGUCAUGGUGGAGCAGGCAGUUCAGGGGGCCAUGGUGGAGCAGGCAGUUCAGGGGGUCAUGGUGGAGCAGGCAGUUCAGGGGGCCAUGGUGGAGGAGGCAGUUCAGGGGGUCAUGGUGGAGGAGGCAGUUCAGGGGGUCAUGGUGGAGCAGGCAGUUCAGGGGGCCAUGGUGGAGCAGGCAGUUCAGGGGGUCAUGGUGGAGCAGGCAAACGCAAGCAUCGCAAUGCCAAGACGUUAUCUUCUCACUUUGAUAUUGGCCAGUGCUCUGAUUUCUGUAACUGGAGAUUAUAGUAUCAGACUGGUCAAUGGUGAUAAUGACUGCUCUGGAAGAGUUGAGAUGCUUUAUAAUGGCCAAUGGGGGACAGUGUGUGAUGACCACUGGGACAUGAAUGAUGCUGCUGUGGUGUGCAAACAGUUGGGAUGUGGAAAAGCUGUUAGAGCACAAACCAGUGCUCAUUUUGGUCAGGGAAGUGGUCCGAUCUUGUUGGAUGAUGUGAGAUGUUCAGGAAGUGAAUCAUCACUCACACAGUGCUCACAUCCUUCUAUUGGAAAACAUGACUGUAGUCAUUCUGAAGAUGCAGGUGUUGUCUGCUUACAGGGUAUGUUAUUUUUUCCCCUGUAG
Carassius carassius (crucian carp) is the source of this 1347-nucleotide messenger RNA. RefSeq names its product macrophage receptor MARCO-like. Bases 1 to 1347 code for a protein of 448 amino acids. The record is from RefSeq and is a predicted model, not a curated record. NCBI's taxonomy places the organism in Eukaryota, Metazoa, Chordata, Actinopteri, Cypriniformes, Cyprinidae. The transcript has 4 exons. Gene Ontology annotation, cellular component: membrane.